GUACGCGAGAAAUGGGUGCUUGCCUUACAACAGCCGGUCCGGACUUGUCGUUCUCAGGCGUUUAUGCAUGAGCACAAUUUCAGAAUAUUGCCAAACAAUCAUCUGUGCAAGAAUAAUGAGCACCUAAUAGAGUCGACGCUGCUUCCGGUUCCGGAAGACCUCAGCGGUCGAUGGAUUGAAUUGUUCAAGUCCCAGGAAGAGGAACGGCAUCGUUUGCGGCUGUCUCACCAGGUGCAGCGCGAGCGGUUGAUAAUGGCGUGUGAAAGCGAGGCUCUGCGAACUUAUGAUCGGUUGCACGGAGCUUCGCCUGCACCACCUUUCUCGGUUAUGCGUUUUCUGCGCGACUCUGAUAUCUACAACCCACAACAGCUUAUCCGGGCUGUACCAUUUUCGCUCGUCGCAAACCAAGAAGGACGCGAUGGUGCUGAUUCUCCGUUAUCGAUCGGUGAUGUUGUAAAGAAGUUUUCCAAGCGAAAGCAAGAAAUGAUAGCUCAUCAGCUGUGCGAGGCGCAGUGCAUGUACGCGAUGCAGAUUGAAAGCUGGACGAACAAAACGAAACCUUGGGAAGGCUGGCACUCGUUCGCAACGGCUAAUGGGAAGCCGUCUCGUUUCCACGUAUAUAUGGUCGAUGUGGUUGAAAAUUUUGAUCUGCUGCCUAAAUCGUUCCUCGCCCUUACGCAGACCACACCGACGACGCGUACUCCUGAAGUGACGUGA
This is a messenger RNA of Soboliphyme baturini, 717 nucleotides long. The record is from the annotation of a GenBank genome assembly. Lineage: Eukaryota; Metazoa; Nematoda; Enoplea; Dioctophymatida; Soboliphymatidae.